UUGUAUAAAUAUACAGCGGUGUGGUGUUUUUGUUGUGUUAGUGAUAUAAUGGAAUUGAAAUCCGCUAAGAAAAGGGCCCGAUCUUCAAACUGGGAUGAAGAAGAAAAGGUUAUUGUCAUAUUAAAUUUAUUGUUACUUGUAUUGUAUCUAUCUUGUUGCACCAAAAUACCUGUCCAAAUUGUACUAACUCUGAACUUUGUUAUUUUCUUGCAGAGAAUUUUAAGACAACUUAUAAUGGAGAAAAUUGAUAUUAUAGAAAAAAAGACACUACUACAAAUACCAAUGCAAAGAAAAAAGCUGCUUGGCAAGAAAUAUUGUCUAGUUUUAAUAGCCUUAAUAAAAAGCCCAGGGAUAUGACACAAAUUGUCACCCAGUGGCGUAAUACAAAAGGCCUAGUUAAAACUAGAGAGUCGGAGUAUCGGCGGGCCAGGCAGAUGACUGGUGGAGGACCUCCACCACCAAGUCCGCCACAAGAAGAUCUCGAACUAAUUCAGUCAUUGCCUAAUGAGUUUGUGAUUGACAGUAAUGUUUUUGAUAGUGAUAGCAUAUUUAUUGAAACAAUAAAACAGUCACAGUCAACAGCAACUGAAAAGAUGAUGUCAGAAUCUGGGUUAGCCACCACAGAAAUAGCAAUUAUUGUAGAUUCUGAGAAAUCAACUCAGUUAUCUAAUACUCCUGAUGUGGAAGAAAAUCCAAUUUUAUCAACACCACUAGCAGCAACAAAAGUAGAGAAACACACAAUAAAAAGGGAAUUAUAUAAGCCUAAACACAAACCUAAACGAAAUAACAAGAUUGCUGAUAAUUAUGAGAAACAGUUAUUUCUACUCACAAAAAAGUGCAAAGAAAAUAAAGAAAAACGGGAGGAUGAGUUGCAUAAGAAAAGAAUGGCAAUUUUGGAUCUAGAACAGAAAUAUUGGGAAAAAAAAUUAGAAAAUGUUAAAUAA
Spodoptera frugiperda (fall armyworm) is the source of this 944-nucleotide messenger RNA. RefSeq lists its product as uncharacterized. NCBI's taxonomy places the organism in Eukaryota, Metazoa, Arthropoda, Insecta, Lepidoptera, Noctuidae. The record is from RefSeq and is a predicted model, not a curated record. The transcript is spliced from 5 exons. Bases 354 to 944 code for a protein of 196 amino acids.